This is a messenger RNA of Hydra vulgaris (swiftwater hydra), 933 nucleotides long. RefSeq names its product zinc finger MYM-type protein 5-like. NCBI's taxonomy places the organism in Eukaryota, Metazoa, Cnidaria, Hydrozoa, Anthoathecata, Hydridae. The record is from RefSeq and is a predicted model, not a curated record.
AUGGAUGAUAACAACCACGAGUUUAGCAAUGAAAGCAAAAAACGAAAGUUAAGUGGAGCAGCUACCCGUAAGUUAGCUAAGAAGGUUCGUUUGAACAUGGAUGCAAUUACAACUUCUGUAAAUACGCUUGUGUCUGAAGAUCAACACCUUUCUAAAAGUGUCCAUACAGAAAGUUGUGAAACUGAUACGCCUGCUGAAAGUUUUCAACACUGCUUCGAGCAGACAAACAGUAAUGAAGCAUUUAGUGAAAAAGAACUUACCCCAUAUAUCCCGGUACUAGUUACAACUGUUCAAGAACCACUUCUUCCUCAAUCGGAGUUUCCUUCAGAUCCCGGACUAUAUAACAAUACGAGUUUGAGCGCAAAGCCGAUAAGGAAGUUAUGUGAAAUAGGACCAUGUCAGCCAGGUCUACAGAAAUCUUUCCAAUUUCCAACUGAUGAAGCCGGCCGUAAGUUCCAAACAUCUUGGUAUACAAAAACUAUUGGAAAGGGAAGUAUAAAAAAGGAAAGAAAUUGGCUUGUAUUUUCACCUAGCAAUCAAAAAAUGUACUGCCACGCUUGCUGGUUAUUUGCUGAUUUUAAAGCUGAAAAUUAUAGCAAAGAAUGGUCUGAUACAUCUGCAGGAGUUUAUAAGUGGAAAAAAGGCAUGGAAAAAAUAGUUAAACACGAAACUUCUCGCCAGCAUCAAAACGCAAUACGCCAAUAUUUGCUCACUAAAUAUCGUAUUUCAAAUGAUAAAACUGUUAUAUCUGGUUUAAUUAGUCAAGAGUGUCGCCAAGUAGAAAAAAAUAGAGAAGUUUUGAAACGAAUGAUAGACGUAACGUUGUUCUUAGCAAAACAAGGUUUAUCAUUUAGAGGACACAGAGAACAUCAACAUUUCAAAAUUGGUAAUAAAGGUACAGCUAAUAACGCUGGCAAUUUCUUGAACUGUUAA